Messenger RNA from Meriones unguiculatus (Mongolian gerbil), 657 nucleotides. RefSeq names its product motilin (gene Mln). The record is from RefSeq and is a predicted model, not a curated record. Gene Ontology annotation, molecular function: motilin receptor binding. Lineage: Eukaryota; Metazoa; Chordata; Mammalia; Rodentia; Muridae. The transcript has 4 exons. The coding region runs from base 1 to 471 and encodes 156 amino acids.
AUGGCCCUCCUUAGUGCCUGCUGUCACUGGGAAACUGUAGGGAGGCGCCUCCAAAGCCCCCAGGAUGUUGCUGUCAUCGCCACUUCCCGCCUGCUCACAUCUCUCCUCUCGGCGCCCUGCAAGCAGGUUUCUGACAAGGACCGUUUCCCCGACAAAGAGGAGGGUGUUGGAGGAUGGCAUCCCGCAAGGCUGAUCAUCUUGCUAGUGGCAUAUGCAGCUGCCGUGCUGGCCUCCCAGACUGAAGCCUUCAUUUCCAUCUUCACCCACAGUGAACUCCAGAGAAUACAGCUGACUGCUCCAGCACAAAUUGGAGCAAGAAUGACCUCCAGGCAUCUGGAAAAGUACCAGGCCGCCCGGGAAGGGCUGCUGAGGGAGGCCCUGCCGCUCGAUCCCCUGGGUAAGCACAGGAGGGUGGUAUCUCUGUGGCUUGGGCCAGGCGGCCCUCCACCCACCCUGGCAUUAAGAUUUUAGGAGGCCCAGGGCAGGGUUUGCAGGCUGCCGCUUCCUUUCCACCUUGAGAGCAAGCUGCCUCCUCCCGGUGCGGGGGCGGAAAGGGAGGCGGGGCGGGGGGGGGGGCAGCUGCUCUGCUGCACGCUGGUGGCCGCCUUGUCCCAAACCCCCAGUUGGGUCCCUUCCAGGUUCCCCGUGAGCCACCAG